CUUUUUUCUUUCUAUUUUUUUGCUUCGACCCAUCCGAUCGCUCCACGUUGCGCACAAGUGAGACGAGAUUCAUUCAGAAAUAGUUGCAUAAUCGGUAAACGUUCAGAUUCAGAAUCGAUUACUUGAUGCAUCCAUCUCCAGAAACAAGUAAAAAAAGAGCAAUUGAAGAGCUUAGCGACUCUCAGGAUGACCAUCAUCCAACCACCAUUACUCGUCAAAGAAGAGGGAACCGUGGCAAUAUGGUAAAUCAAGCUAAGAAGUUGAACUCUGAUAAAGUUCAUAGUUACCUAGAGAAUUUAUGGCUCAGCAUUCCAGAGGAUAAAAAGAGUUCAUUCACACAUCUUGAUCCAUUGUGGUAUACUUUGUACUCUAGUGACUCCAACAAAGAAAAGGUGUUGAAUUGGAUCAAGAAAAAAGACAUAUUUUCUAGAAAAUAUGUGGUUUUUCCCAUUGUUCAGUGGGGUCAUUGGAGUGUGUUGAUAUUUUGUCACUUUGGUGAAAGCUUAGGCUCAAAAUUCAAAACUCCAUGCAUUUUAUUGCUGGAUUCACUAGCAAAAGCUGAUCAUUCCAAGCAACUGGAACCUGUAAUAAGAAAAUUUGUUUCUGAUAUCUACAGGAAUUUAGAGAGGACAGAGGAUAAAAAAUUGUUGCUUAAAAUGCCAUUUUUAGUUCCUAAGGUUCCACAACAGAGAGAUAAUCAGGAAUGUGGUUUUUUUGCUCUUUAUUAUAUAAAGCUUUUUGUUGAGAAUGCUCCUGAAAGUUUUUGCAUAUCCAAUGGGUACCCUUAUUUUAUGAAGAAAGACUGGUUUAGUUUCGAAGUCGUACGCUGCUUCUGUUGCUACAUUACCACCACAGUCUUUCCUGCUCAUGCAACUGUUAUGAGUAGGGUUUCACUUCAAGUCUUCGUCUCAGCCGACUGCCGAACUUACGAACGAGGCUGCCAUCGGAUCUCUCAGAAGAAGAAGAGAAUACUCAAUCAUCCAGAAAUGGCACCUACAUUCUAUGUUGGUUCAGAAGCUGGUCUCAAGAAGCUCGAUGAGUACCUUUUAACCCGUAGUUACAUCACUGGGUACCUAGCUUCAAAGGAUGAUCUCACUGUUCAUGCUGCUUUCACAAAACAACCAUCAUCCCAAUAUGUCAAUGUAUCUCGUUGGUUCAACCACAUUGAUGCACUUCUAAGAAUCUCUGGUGUUUCUGCUGAAGGAAGUGGCGUUACUGUUGAGGGAUCUGCUUCUUUCCCUGAAGAAGCCAUUGCAACCCCUCCUGUUAAUGGAACAAAGGCUGCAGUUGAUGAAGAUGAUGACAGUGAUGUGGAUCUUUUUGGUGAGGAAACCGAAGAGGAAAAGAAAGCUGCUGAAGAACGUGCAGCAAAAGCAAAAGCAUCUGGAAAGAAGAAAGAAUCUGGAAAGUCUUCAGUUUUGAUGGAUGUGAAACCAUGGGAUGAUGAAACUGACAUGAAGAAGCUUGAAGAGGCUGUGAGAAGUGUUCAUUUGGAUGGCUUGCUUUGGGGUGCAUCAAAGCUUGUUCCAGUUGGGUAUGGAAUCAAGAAGCUUCAGAUCAUGAUGACUAUUGUUGAUGAUUUGGUAGCUGUGAUAUUGUUGCCUUCAACAAGAUCUAGAUGUGAGGUCAUGGUUUAUGAUUUUCUUUGAUCUAUCAAAUGGAAAACCAUCUAUCGGUUUUAUCUUUCCAAUUUUGAUUUUGUUUAGUGACUAUGGUUUUUUGUUGGAAGACUCGUUGAUUCUGAGAAAGAAAUGAAGUUUUUGUUGGAUUUGUCUUUAUGGUUGAAUUAUAUUUGAUGCUAAUGCGAUAAGAAAAUCUAAGUUUUAUCAAAUCUCAAAAAGGUAUUGUGAACAUAUUUAAAUGGAUGAUUCUAUUGAUACAAUUACAACCCACUACUAAAUGUUCCAACUCCAUUUUAAUUUUUUUUAAUAUUUAUUUUACUAAACAUGCACCCUCUAAUUUCUUAUUGUGUAU
Molecule: messenger RNA, 1974 nt
Organism: Lactuca saligna
Lineage: Eukaryota; Viridiplantae; Streptophyta; Magnoliopsida; Asterales; Asteraceae
Source: the annotation of a GenBank genome assembly